This is a messenger RNA of Pediculus humanus corporis (human body louse), 1938 nucleotides long. Its product is annotated as suppressor protein SRP40, putative. Gene Ontology annotation, cellular component: glutamatergic synapse; postsynaptic specialization. Lineage: Eukaryota; Metazoa; Arthropoda; Insecta; Psocodea; Pediculidae. The record is from RefSeq and is a predicted model, not a curated record. Gene Ontology annotation, molecular function: molecular adaptor activity. The transcript is spliced from 5 exons. Gene Ontology annotation, biological process: signaling. The coding region runs from base 1 to 1938 and encodes 645 amino acids.
AUGAUGAAAAGUAGAGCGAAUGGUAACAUCAGUGCAACGGAAACGAACGGUAACACGGUCUUGGAGAAACCGGCUCAGGUUUUUCAAACUCCGGAAUACGUCAAAAGAACGGCAAAAUUUUUCGAAUCCGUGAAAGAAAUAGACGGAACGGAACAACACACGACAACCUACGAAUCCUAUUACAUAACGGAAAAAAUUAAUAAUGAUAAGGAAACGGUUAACGACGCGUACGACGCACUCGAUGGAGAAGCAAAUAAAAAACCGAGUUAUUUAGGGGUUUCAUGUUCCAACAGCGGUUACCGUAACGUAAUAAAUUACGACAGCAAGUUGAGAGAGGGUUUCUGGUCUGCGAAAAAUCAGAGAGAAAGUUUGGUGUUGAGCAAUAGCCGGCAGAGAGAAAGCAGUCCAUACAGGUUGGAUUUAGACUUUAAAUAUCAUCCGGGACAGGCGAACGGAGGGACCGAAACGACCGUGAAAAAAAUCGUUCAGGUAGAAAGUUCGGAAAGUUCGACGGCCGCGGGAAACGGAAUCGAGAAUCAAACGGAAAAAUUCGUCAACAUAUCCACGUCGACGAAAACGAUAUCGACAUUCCGAAACGCGACCGGGAGAGAUUCGUCGAUUCGCGUCAACGGUUUCGAUAGUAGAAACAUCGAGGAAUCGAAAUCGAACGACGAGUCGAACGUCAAUUCGAAAGUUGUCGGAUCGAGACGGGGUUAUUCGAAUUUGGGUUUCAGUCCGAAAAUAUUAAAAAGUCCAGAGAAAAAUUGUAACAGUUUUUUGAAAAGUAUUAGUUCGUUCGAAAACAAUUGCAAACAAAAUGUUAAUAAUAAUAAUAAAACGAACGGGAAAAGUUCUAAUUUGCCCAGGGGAGAACAACUCAUAUGCGAUUCGAGUAGUUCGAUACAGCAGAGAAUCGAAAGGUUGUACGGACCGGGAGCUUUGGCACAAGGAUUUUACUCGCAAAAAUCAUCAUCAUCAUCAUCAUGUACGAAGUCGAAAGUCUCGUCGGACAAAAUGUCGAACGACGAAACGUUUUCAUCAUCAUCAUCAUCAUCAUCAACGGAAAAGAAGCGUGGAGAAAAUAAUUGUCAAACGAAUAAUAAUAAUAAUAAUAGUAACCUUGAAUUACCAUUAAGCGAUUUGCCUUGCUCAACGUCAAACGGAAAUAACUUACCAAAAGCAACUCUUCAGAAACCGGAAGUAGUUACUGCGACUGAACCGUGUUUGACGAACGGCUCGACCUUGACUAAUUCAAACGAUUUCGGCGUCGAGGGAAAAUCAGAACCCGAAAUCGAAAAUGAUUCGAUAACUGAGAAAAACGGUCAUUAUUUUCUCAAGCUGUUGAAAAAGGAGACUGAUCGAUUAGAAAGUUUAGCGAAAUUCGCAGAAACCGAAUUAGAAAACGGUGAAAAUCUUCCGGAGGAAAUUACGGGAAAAUUAUGCGCGGCCGCUGGAAAAGCGAGAUUGCUCAUGUGCCAAAAAUUGAAUCAGUUCGAAGGAUUAUGCCAAAAAAAUUUGAAUGAAAAACCAUCGGAACCGUUUAGAACGACGAGCGACGAUUUGGCAGGUUUUUGGGACAUGGUAAUGCUUCAAGUCAAACAAGUUUACGGAGUUUUCGACGAGCUCGAAGAAUUGAAAAAAAAUAACUGGAAGGCAUCAUCCGUCGCGGCGACGAAAAAGAAAAACAGCAUGAGUCCGAUUUCAAAAGGUCAUCAAUCUCCGGGUGGGGUUAAUAAAAGCACUCCGAGAAAAUCUACAAAUUCGAACGGGACGGGAGUGAAUUCGGGUGAAAAAUCGAGUCAAAAAUCCGAGGCGGCAAAAAAAGCGAGAGAAGAAACGAGGAAAAAAAUGCUGGAAGAAAGAAGGAGAAAAAUGAAAGAAUUGAAAGAGAACAAAGUCGUAAAUGGCGAAGCGGAAGUUGAAAUUUUUGCCAAAUGA